CUCUCCGACUCAGUUUCAGCUCCCGACUCGAAUCCCUCGAACUUGGAAUCUCAAGCCCAGCGACUCUCUGAGCCUCAAAACGAAGCGUUUUGGUUUCCGUCUCAAAUGGACGAGUCCUACGCUGGCCUCCCCACCAGCCACUUGCUCGGCUCCGUCCCUGCUGUUACUGAAGAUAAAGAAAAGGGUACCACAAGUUAUGAAGCACCUGAAGCGAACUUGCAAAUCUUCCCCCCAAAUAAUAAUCGAGGAGAGAAAGGGGGCGGUUAUCAAACUGUUGGAAGUACAAGUGAAACAUUUGAGCAACAACCAGCCAACAACUGGAGGGGAGUAUUUAAUAUCGCAUCAUACACACAAUAUUUCAAUGUGGAUACAGACGUCGUCUUAAACAGAAUGCUUAGUUCUCUAUAUCCCCAUAAUGGAGAUUUUUUCAGCAAAAUUGAUGCCAACCCUGAUCUAUAUGGGCUAGUCUGGAUUUCCACUACGUUAGUGUUUGUGCUUGCUGCACUUGGAAACUGUGCCACCUACCUCAUGGACAAGCGCACUGAUAGCAGUACUGCUUGGGAUUUUAAUGUCAGUUAUAUGAAUAUGGCAGCCUUUUCAGUCUACGGUUAUGCAAUUUUGGUGCCAUUGGCAUUCUAUUUCUUGAUACAGUAUAUGGGCACCUCAAAUGCCAGCCUAGUUCGGUUUUGGUGUAUGUGGGGAUACUCUCUCUUCAUUUUCAUUGCAGCCUCUUUUCUGUUGCUUAUCCCAGUUGAGGCUCUUCGGUGGAUCAUUAUUCUUCUUGUUGGUGGGUACUCUGCUUGCUUUGUUGCCUUUAAUCUCAGGUCCAAUAUGGAGGGGAAUGAACUUUCAGUUGUAUUGAUCGCUGCAUUUCUCUUGCAACUGGCUCUGGCAAUCUUCUUUAAGGUCUACUUCUUUCCAUAAGCGUUACUAAGUGCGGUCAGUCUCCGAAUUAUGAACCUCAACCAACUGUGUUUACUUGAUUUGGGGUAUUUAUUUUUGACGUUGGCCGGAGUAGUACUUCUCUAGGGUUGGGAUUUUCCUGUGUGUUCAUAUCCGCUAAUUACUCACUUGGUUGUAUUGGAGUUGAAUGAAGAGCGAGUGCCGCUGCGCGGAUUAAAUUCUUUGGAAGAGAGAAACUUUGGCCCUGAUGAGUAGGACUAACCUUGUAUUAUCUGCUUUUGUAUUGGCUUAAGUAAGAUCAUAAAUCGGUGUUUGUGUUUCACGUUUUCCCCUUGAUCUUAUAAUUUUCCCCUUCAAACCUGAGUUUGUAAAUAAAUGUCUUCGGAGGGGUUAUUAUGGUAUUUACACUUUAACUUGA
Pyrus x bretschneideri (Chinese white pear) is the source of this 1321-nucleotide messenger RNA. Its product is annotated as protein YIPF1 homolog. The record is from RefSeq and is a predicted model, not a curated record. NCBI's taxonomy places the organism in Eukaryota, Viridiplantae, Streptophyta, Magnoliopsida, Rosales, Rosaceae. Gene Ontology annotation, cellular component: Golgi apparatus; membrane. The coding region runs from base 106 to 924 and encodes 272 amino acids. The transcript is spliced from 6 exons. Gene Ontology annotation, molecular function: small GTPase binding. Gene Ontology annotation, biological process: vesicle-mediated transport.